Messenger RNA from Akanthomyces muscarius, 738 nucleotides. RefSeq lists its product as uncharacterized. Lineage: Eukaryota; Fungi; Ascomycota; Sordariomycetes; Hypocreales; Cordycipitaceae. The record is from RefSeq and is a predicted model, not a curated record. The coding region runs from base 1 to 738 and encodes 245 amino acids. The transcript has 2 exons.
AUGAGCUCGUUACGUCCGUUGCGCGGUGCCUGCCAGUGCGGCCGCAAUCGCUACCUGAUUGUAGUCCCCGAGGACGCCAUCAACGAUGCUCAAGUGCUGUUCAAUACUGAAUCGCUCCAUCAAGCCUCGCUCGCUACGCCACUGGCAGCCUACAUUAGAGUGCCCUUGAAUUGGUACAAGAGCGCAACGUAUGCCUACUGCGACGACGAAACACACUCGACGAUUCGGCGAUCUUAUACACACCCUGACCAGCAGGACUGCAAGCGCUACUUUUGCGGGUACUGUGGUACGCAGCUGUCGUACUGGUCCGAGAGCCCGGCCGCCGAAGCCGAGUACAUUCACUUGACCCUCGGCAGCCUUGUACACGAAGACUUGCACGACUUGGAAGAGCUCGGCUUGAUUCCCGAUGACACCGACUCAGAUGAGGCCGCACAAGACCUGGACCUUGAGGAUGUGGCGGACGACAAACAGCAAGAACCUACCACGGCCAAGACCGCCGUGCUUCGAGAGUCUUUCGGCGUGCCCUGGUUUGAGGAACUUGUCGAAGGCACCAGACUAGGCAAAUUUCGUCGCAUGCACGGCGGCCAGCGUUCACACGAUGGCAACGUGCAGCUGGAAUGGGAGAUUAUAGAAUACGCGGAUGAUGGCGAUGACAUGGAAGACGUGGACAUGGCGACACCAUCCUCCGGAAAACGAAAGCUAGACGAAAGAGAAGACAACGAAGUUGAAACACAGUAG